Molecule: messenger RNA, 588 nt
Organism: Protobothrops mucrosquamatus (brown spotted pit viper)
Lineage: Eukaryota; Metazoa; Chordata; Lepidosauria; Squamata; Viperidae
Product: endoribonuclease LACTB2-like
Exons: 4
Coding region: 46-588 (180 amino acids)
Cellular component (GO): mitochondrial matrix
Molecular function (GO): single-stranded RNA binding; RNA endonuclease activity
Source: RefSeq, a predicted model, not a curated record
CUCUCAGCCCGUCUUGUCUGGCUGGCCGCGAAGGUGGUUGCGAAGAUGUUCUCCGUGCUGCCCAAAGUGGAGAAGCUGUCGGCACGGGUGAUCCGCGUCCUGGGCUGUAACCCCGGGCCUAUGACGCUGCAGGGGACCAACACCUACUUGGUGGGAACCGGGCCCAGAAGGAUCCUAAUAGAUACCGGAGAGCCACGUAUCCCUGAAUAUAUAAGCUGUUUGAAACAAACACUUCAUGAAUUCAACAUUUCCAUCCAGGAAAUUUUAGUAACUCAUUGGCACCAUGAUCAUACUGGAGGCAUAUCAGAUAUUUGUGAAAAGAUUCCAGCUGGUUAUGAAUAUUGCAUAAGUAAGCUUCCACGUAACCCACAUCAAGAAGAAGUAAUAGAAGGAAAGCAGAAGUAUGCGUACUUAAGAGAUGGAGAUGUUUUAAAUACAGAGGGAGCUACUCUCAGGGUAUUAUAUACCCCAGGGCAUACAGAUGACCACAUGGCUUUACAUUUGCUAGAAGAAAAUGCAAUAUUUUCUGGUGACUGUAUUUUAGGAGAAGGAACAGCUGUNUUUAAGGGCUGUCAGAUAUGGAAAUGA